Molecule: messenger RNA, 2255 nt
Organism: Amaranthus tricolor (Joseph's coat)
Lineage: Eukaryota; Viridiplantae; Streptophyta; Magnoliopsida; Caryophyllales; Amaranthaceae
Exons: 6
Coding region: 380-1942 (520 amino acids)
Molecular function (GO): DNA binding
Source: RefSeq, a predicted model, not a curated record
UUAAAGAAAAGUGUGAUGAAGUAGAGAUAGUGUAUCUUCUAGUGGGCAGUGGGCGUACUAUUUCUAUUUGCAACCACAUUUUCACUACUCAGUAAAUUUGCAUGCUUUGCUAAUUACACCAUUUCAUCUCUCAAUUUAAGGAGGAAUCAAGCUAAUUAGGGGUAGUUUCUAGUAGGUUCUUCUGUUAGAUGCCUACUUUCUAAGUUGUACGUUGAAGCUUUAUAUUUCAUGUAAUCAUCUAGACUUCUCGUCAUGGGUGGUUCUGUUCAUAUGCAAGGUGCUCAACUGCUAAAGCCCCUAAUUAAGGGUUUUAAUAUCUUUUUGAGGAUCUUUCUCGAGCCGAGUGACUCUUUGGCUGCAUCAUCCUUCAUAUCUCUUCAUGGAUAUGGGUUGUCGCCUUCCUUUCCUCCCCUAUCGGCGGGAUACAAUGAUUAGCCGAGUGUUCACCAUACAAUCGCGUAAUAUGGAUGACAAUCUGGUGGCGUGUGCUCAGUGUUCUCAUUUAUGUAUGUCACUCCAUAAAACGAAGCAUGAUACUGCCCCAAUAGUUUCCUCAUUCUUCAAAGUUAUGUUAGGCAACGAUUUUUCUGACGUGCUGUAUGUGCCUCCUCGUUUUGCUAAAACUAUCACGGAAAUGGAAGGUGAACGCACCUAUCUCGAGGAUUCAACAGGCCAGAAAUGGAAAGUGAAUCUUUCUAAAGUAAACGGCUCUCUUGCGUUCCAAAAGGGGUGGCGUGAAUUUUCUUCGAGUCAUGGUAUUAAACUAGGUGAAUUUCUGAUAUUCAAUUAUAUCAAGGGAUCACAUUUUAACGUUCAAAUAUUUGGUAGAAGCGGGUGUGAGAAACGAAUAAUUUUCCAUGAAAAUGAUCAUCCGAAGAAUAGAGCUAAAGUUGCCACAAAUUUAUUUCCUAAAAGUUUUCGUCUUGAUUCUUCUAACAAAGAGUGCACAUGCCCUUUAACGGAUUCUGUGCAUGAUGAUGUUCCUGUGAGCUUAUCGAACUUAUCGAAGGAUAUUAGAGUAGAUGUUCCAAAACAAGGGAAUAGUAACAAACGUCCUAAAGUCGUUCCUACAACAGAUAUUCUGGUCGAUUCAUACUUCAUGACCGAUAGAAACACAAGCUUGGCUAAAGAAGAUGCCAAAAGCAAUCUAUUUGAUCUGUCGGUUUUAGAGAUGUCUAAAACGAACAUAGCUGCUAACGGAGAAACAACUUUUUCCCAUGAAAACGAUGGAAACAAUCUUUCGGUUCCACUCACCUUCAAGAAGACUGACGUGAAACUCAAUCUAAAGCAUACUAAAAAACUCCAAUUAGUAAGGAGCACUUAUACUCGAGUGUCCAAAGAAUUGUGCGGAAAGCCUUCGACCCUGAUUGCACCCGUGCAAACGGCAAGGAAAUAUGAUAAAAUCACGCCUUCAUAUCCAUCAGGUUAUUGUCAGCCGGAAGGUCUAACAAAUAGAAUAGUUAAGAAAGAACCAAGAAAGAAUGAAGAUGACCUUUUUGGUGCCAAUUUUUCCUCUUUUAAUGAGAAUGCCAUGAGCAACCAUGGAUACGGUGAUGUGAAUUUAGGUCCACUGGAUGAUGAUGUUAAGAUUAUCGGUAUUGUGAAGCCAGAACCUAUCGAUUUAUGCAAUGAUACACCUCUGUCGUUCAGCAGGAUUACAUGCUCGGUACCCCAAGACAAUGAAUCCUUCCUUGUGUUGCCAGAGGCUUUGCCGAUGAAAGGGAGGCAAUAUAUGAAAUCAAAGGGAAAGCUUGUCUUUCUUCGGAAUUCUAUUGGUAAGGAUUGGCCUGUUGUUUACCAUGACCGGUACAGUCGACAGGUUUUGGCUUGCGGGUGGGAAGCAUUCAAGCAAGCAAACAACAUUCAUGCUGGCGAUGAGUGUUCUUUCGAGGUUGAUGACAUACAAAAGAGAAUAUUCUGUGUUCGGGUUUUGAAUCGUUAAGCCGCUCACUUUUACAUUCAUAAUCACAUUCAAGUUCAACUUGGGAGGCUUUAAUCGAAACUUUUAAUAGGAGCUAAAACAUGGGUAAAUCGAAAAAAAAUGUAGUACUUUUGUACGUCAAACAAUCCUUAUUUUGCCAAAGAAUCGAGUUCAACACUCCCAAAUAUUAAUUGUCUACUAAUUAGAUUAGUUGGAAAUGGUUUUCUUGUUUAUAUAAAAAUGAUGUAUUGGAUUGCAAAACUAGUUUUCUUUUUUGUGGCGAUGCCCGCGAAUCCUACUCGGACUCUUUAUGUUACCCUUUCUUGUCUUCUCU